AAGCCCAACUCUAUGAAUGGAUAAUGGAGCUUCAUAAAGAUGGUUUUGCAAUUAAUUAUUCUAGUAUUAAAAUGAAAAUGGUUGAAAUUAUGAGAUCAAGUGCAAGACUAGCUCAAUAUGAGGCAGAAAAGCUAGCAAUUGCUAAUUUUAAGUUUUUACAGCAUUGGCUUGGUCAUUUUUUAAAAUGUUACGACCUUUUUCUUUGCCACAAGACUAAUAUUAAAAAUAAUUAUCCUCUUGGUAUGAUUGCAAAUAUGGAUGAGACAUCAGUUUGGUUUGAUAUAGUAGGUAACUUGACUGCGAAUCCAAGAGGCAUAAAAACAGUUCAUGUUCAGUCAACAGGAAAUGACAAAAAUCGAUUUACCAUGGUAUUAACAUGCCUUGCUGAUGGCACUAAGCUCUCUCUAGUCAUUAUUUUCAAAGGAAAGAUUUGGCCUGCUAAUAUGCCUCCUUCUCUAGUUAAAGGACCUCAUUUAAAAACAAUGCUUGUCUUAGAUUCUUUUUCAGCACAUAUUUCAGAACAAAUUAAGUUUGCAUUGUAUUCAAGUAAUACAGAUCUAGCUGUUAUUUCUGGAGUCUUACUAGCAUAUGUCAACCUCUUGACAUCUGU
Molecule: messenger RNA, 610 nt
Organism: Cetraspora pellucida
Lineage: Eukaryota; Fungi; Glomeromycota; Glomeromycetes; Diversisporales; Gigasporaceae
Source: the annotation of a GenBank genome assembly